CAGUGUUUUUGUGUUACCGCACGCGUGCCCCAGACGCAAAGAAGGGAGAUCACACGCUCGUUCUUUCGUCGCUUCGUAAGGGAGGCAAGACGUGACAGGUGUGAGCCACAGUCAACGCCAUACACUCCCAGACCAGUUCCGGUGCUUCUCUUGCGAGACGUACACCUGCGAUGACCAGAGUAUAUGCGAUGAAGCUGUCAUGAAGCCACCCAGAACAGGCUGCAGAAGAUGAUGGAAAGGCUGUCUCUGCAACGUCGUCUGCUCCCCGCUCCUUAUCUGGGAAGCACCGCAUCGCAUGCAGAGAAUCCGUCGUGGCAUGCCGAUAGGGGCGUUUGGAGCACUAGCGACAACGUGUCAGCGGAGAUGACAGAGGGAGCCUAGAUUUAAGGAGGGAACAUGCUUCAGCUUCAACGUGGUGGAUGGCAGCGGCAACAGCCGCUACUCGAAGGGCUGCCUGCACACGGACGACAUGGUAGCCCUGACCUGCAAGACGCGGCAACUGAAAAGCAGGGGCGCCAACUCCGGGAGCUACAGCGGCAGCUGCUGCCAGGGAGACCUUUGCAACAAUGGCUCCUUCCCCACACUGGCUCCCAAGCCCUGUAGUGCGUGCUUUGGAACCCCAGGUGCCAGGGAGGCCCCCUGGCUGCCCAUCUGGGUGCCCCUCUGUGUGCUAGGCCUGCUGGUUCUGCUGUUGGCGGCAGCUGCCCGAGUGCUGCUUGUGCGGCGCUCGUACCGGCGCCAGACUGCGGCUCUUCUUGCCGCCAACGACGUCUUCUACGGCGACGAGCUCCGUAUCUCGGCCGCAGGCGACAGCACCCUACGCGAGAUGUUUGAGCACUCGAUCACCUCAGGAAGUGGGUCUGGCCUCCCUCUCCUCAUCCAGCGGACAUUGGCCAAGCAGAUCCAGCUGGUCAACUGCAUAGGCAAGGGCCGGUACGGGGAGGUGUGGUGCGGCGUGUGGUUUGGCGAGAGCGUGGCGGUGAAGAUCUUCUCGUCGCGUGACGAGGCGUCUUGGUCUCGGGAGACGGAGAUCUACAGCACGGUGCUGAUGCGGCACGAGAACAUCCUGGGCUACCUGGGCUCGGACGUGACCUCGCACAACUCGUGCACCCAGCUGUGGCUGGUGACGCCGUACCUGCAGGCGGGCUCGCUCUACGACUGGCUCAGCACGGCCCCACUCAGCAGCCAGCAGAUGAUGGCGGUGGCCCUGUCGACCGUCUCGGGCAUUGUGCACCUCCACACCGAGAUCUACGGCACCCAGGGCAAGCCUGCCAUCGCCCACCGGGACAUCAAGACCAAGAACAUCCUGGUGAAGGCGAAUGGGACGUGCGUCAUUGCUGACUUUGGCUUGGCCGUGACGCACAGGCAAGCCACAGGGCAGCUCAACAUUGCGCACAACCACCGGGUCGGCACCAAGCGUUACAUGGCACCCGAGCUGCUCGACGAAACACUCAACACGUCGGCGUUUGAGUCGUACCGCCGUGUGGACAUCUACGCCUUGGGGCUCGUGCUCUGGGAGGUCUGUCGACGCUGCCUCAGUGGAGGGAUUGCUGAGGAAUACAUGCCACCCUUCUAUGACAUGGUGCCGUCGGAUCCGAGCUUUGAGGACAUGCGCAAGGUGGUGGUUGUGGACCAGCAGCGCCCGGUCAUCCCCAACCGGUGGUCGUCGGACCCUACGCUGGUGGCCACAGCCAAGCUGAUGAAGGAGUGCUGGCACCACAAUCCGUCAGCCCGGUUGACCGCUCUGCGCAUGAAGAAGUCUUUGCUCAAGAUUGCGUCUGCAGACCCCAAGAUACAGCUGGAUGUCUAGCUUGCUGAAAAGAGGUGAACUCUUUGCAGCCAAGAGAGAGGAGGAUGCUGUGGGCGCUACAGGUUUUUCUCUGCACGACUGAGCCAGCAGCAGGAGAUGGUUAGAUCAAAUAGCAGCAUUCUCGACUGAGGCAUGCUCUGCACUGUUGCCAUACAUUGCAAAGUUGCUCUUAGGACAAGUGGAGAUGUUUGUUGGAGGCUGGCAACAUUAAUUUAUUCAGUUUACUGUCAGCUUACUUGAGUUUAUGUGGGCUGGCGUGGAACUUUUAAAAAGGCACGCAAGGAGGAGAGAAUUUCCCUCAGCUUGUGAAAGACAAAAACUAUUUUUCUAUGAUAAGUAGAAAAUAUUUUUAAUCACCUACACGACAGAAACGAAAAAAAAAAAAUAUUUGAGGCGUCAUUUUAAACGAGUCAUUGCUACAUGCACGCCAUUGGAGACUAUGCAGUCUUCUUUGUGAUAUGUUUCCGUUUGUGGAUUCUCCAAAAGUGUGUGGACAAAAUGUUUCUAGGUGCAUCAUUCAAGAACUGUGUCCCCAUAAAACAAGGUUGUGUUGGGACCCCCAGAUGUUGUCAUUGUCUGGAAACUGCAACCGAAAUAUAAUUUGUUUUUAGCUCGGGAUGAAUGCACAAGGCUGUUUUGAUGGGGUUACAGGAUACCAGCACUCCAGGUUUUCUUUAUUGAGGUGUCGGGAGCUCCUGAAAUAUUGCCAGUGUUUGUGGCUUUGUGCUCAUUCUAAAGCAUGAACAUUCAGUUGUUUGAUUAGUGCUACAUCAUUUUGACUUUGCACCGUGAAACCCAUGAACGGCGGGGCUACAUUCAGCUGGGAGUGGUUGCGCUGCUUUUGAUAUGUGAUCAGUGCAAAGCCUACUCGAAACAGUCUGUAUACCUAGUCAGUAGCAUGUAUGCUAUUGGGGAACGAGACACAGCUACUAACAUAAAUGAUGGCCCUUGCAGAUGAGAAAGAUUGGUUUUCAGUUCUGUGGGUGAAAGCAGCUCGUUUUUGACCUCUGAACAAAAGUUUGUCCUCUUCUCCCCAACUGUUCAGCGACCAGCUGUGAGCAAAAGCGUUCCCUUGCUUCUGGGGCUGGGAUUUGUGCAACUUUUAGGCUACAUAGAUAUGGUGACCAGUGGUUUGUUUAUCUUUGCUUGAGGGCAGCUGUUUGUACAAACUCACUGAGCGUGCAAGACUAGCCACUAAUGAAGCAAGUCUUAAUAAAUGAGUGAUCAAGCAAGUUAUUCGUAAUGAAGAAGGAAGCCCCUGGUUGUGUGAAUCCCAAGAUGGAUGGCCGCACAGGAGCUGCCAUUGCUGUAGAGGCCCAACUAAUGGUAGCAUUCCAUAAGAGCACCUCAUAUUUCUUGAGUUUGGUUUGUUCGGGGCAAAUACAUGGCACGAAGCUUAGCUCCUAAUCUUGAGAGAAUGCUUGCUAGUGAGAAACUGGUAAACUGCAAGAAACUGCAUGCUUGCAAGUGGAGUUUGAAAAGUGGCAAUUGGGGUGGGUAGCUAAAAAGUGAUUGAAGCAGUGCCUGUGGUCAGUUGUUUGCUAAGCAUGUGAAGCCAAAUGGUGCAGUGCAAGCCCUGUUUACUCUUGAAGGAAUACUCAUUUCUGUUUGUAUGGGAGUCUGCUGAACUAGAGCACUGCACGGGCCAGCUCCAAAUUCAUGCAAACAAUCGGAACCGCCCAACUACCGUAAACUAAGAGGCAGUCUUGAAACAAGUGACCUGACCGACUCAGCAGCUGGUGUAGUCGGGCGUUCUUAGAUCUCUUUGCACCCCAAGCCACAGUCUUGCACGCUUGGCAGUCAACACAAAUAUACAAUGCAAGGUCCAGGAGUAAGACAGCUGUGUGCCUCAGAAGGGUACACAAGGUACACAACAAACGACUUGCUAAGGGAAGGGAGAAGGACUCGACAGGUUUUCCCUCCUGCUCCAGACAAUUUUCCUUCAAACUCAAAGGGGUUCAUAGUUUGUUCUGGACAUCCGGCAAAGUGCUUGUCCGUGCAACACACCCUUGUCCCAGGCUAGGAACAAUGCAAUUGCCAACCUCUGGGGUAGGCCCAUGCAGUGCUCUAGGCUGCGCUGUCACCAAGUCAGCGUUCAUCUAUCUGUAUUAUAGUCGCCGACCGAUUUUUCGGACGCUGAUAAUUCAAACUUGUUUGAUAUUUCAGACCUAAAGAAAGAACUGUGAUCUACCUCAUAGAAAUAGUGCAUAUUCACGAUCAAUGUUUUGGACAGCUAAGUUGAAUUUUUCGGACAAAAUCGUCACGAGCAAUCAGCGGGAAACAGCCCCAGGAAGCGGUCAUUUUAGAUUGGCUGCACAUGAAGUGGCUUGGCAGCUCUACUUGAGUACUGCCAAGUAUAGGUGAGAGUAUGCUACGGCUUUUCCCUCUUUUUGCUUUGUUAAUUUGCCAUUCUGCAGUUAUGGACCUACGCCUCUCAUCUCGGUUAAUCGUGUUUUUGUGCUAUGCCAGCUUGGGCAUCACAGCCCCAUGUGUUCGUCUGCCGCCGCCAAGUGUUGCUAAGAAGCGUGCAAGGUACUCUUCCAUGACGCUAGAAAAGAAAACAGCGAUUGCUAACCGAAAGUGGCCGAUCGCAAGCGGAGGCAUAACAUGAGGCGAGGCACUAUCAACGGCUUUUUUAAGCCCGCUUAGGCAUAAUAAAGGCAAGUUUUUUAAUCUCCUCUAUUCUUGGGACGUUUCUUUGGUCCCUGCCAAGUCGGAAGAAUCGGUCAGCGACUGUUUAUAUGAAUGUUGGUGAUGCAGUUGUGGAUUCCCUCGCAAGGAUGCGCUGUGUCUUGAUAGCGCUCGACAGGGAAGCAAAAGUUAAGAUGGGCAGUCUCGUGCGCUCCUCAAACGCGCUCCUCAAACGUUGGUGGACUUCCUGGCUCAUGGUGGCAAGGAAGUGGGACAGCAGUGUCUUGCACACAGGGUUUUAGGCCACGCAAUGUCACUCGGUGAAUGGCCCCUUCGGAAAACACGAAAGGACUUUGCUUUUCUAAAGUUCCUUUACUCACAGACCGUUCAGUGCAGAGCUUGGAAUGUUGGUAAAAGUUGCGUGCCAGUUGUACAUAUAGGCCAGCUGCCAUAGGAAUGUGUGUCAUUGUACAAAAAUAUUCAUAACUAGGAGUGUCAUUGAGGGGAAAGACCUUAAUGCCUGUUCAAGGCAUGUCGGGUGGGAGUCUUAAUCGAAUAAACAAUAUCUUCUCUGGAUCUUUUC
Molecule: messenger RNA, 5024 nt
Organism: Ixodes scapularis (black-legged tick)
Lineage: Eukaryota; Metazoa; Arthropoda; Arachnida; Ixodida; Ixodidae
Gene: sax
Product: activin receptor type-1
Exons: 10
Coding region: 470-1810 (446 amino acids)
Biological process (GO): protein phosphorylation; dorsal/ventral pattern formation; BMP signaling pathway
Cellular component (GO): BMP receptor complex; plasma membrane
Molecular function (GO): transforming growth factor beta receptor activity, type I; ATP binding; SMAD binding
Source: RefSeq, a predicted model, not a curated record